CUCGCCUUCCUAUUUUCUCUCUCUUUCGCUCUCUCUCUCUCUCUCUCUCUCUCAUUUCGGCGAUUCAAGAGCUUCUUUGCUUUCCAUCGUUCAACUUCAUGGAACCGGUGCUUGAAACAGGAGGUGGUCUUAGAUAUGAAGAGGAGCAUAUAGUGAAUUCUCGCGGAUUGAAGCUCUUCACAUGUAGAUGGCUUCCGGCAAAUCAAGAACCGAAAGCCUUGAUUUUCAUAUGCCAUGGUUAUGCCAUGGAGUGCAGCAUCACCAUGAACAGUACGGCAACCCGGCUAGCGAAGGCGGGCUUUGCUGUUUAUGGAAUAGACUACGAAGGCCAUGGAAAAUCAGAAGGAUUGCAAGCCUUCGUCAACAACUUUGACGACGUCGUCGCGGACUGCUCUAAUCAUUUUACAAGCAUAUGUGAAAAGAAAGAGAACAAAACGAAGAUGAGAUAUUUGUUUGGUGAGUCCAUGGGUGGGGCAAUCGCUCUCCUAUUACACAGGAAGAGGCCUGACUACUGGGACGGUGCCGUCUUGGUUGCACCCAUGUGUAAGAUCGCAGAUGACCUAAGGCCACCUGAAUUGGUGAUACGUAUUUUGACAAAGCUUUGCAAAUUAAUUCCAACGUGGAGAGUUACACCAACCCAAGAUAUCGUUGACGUCGCCUUUAAAGUACCUGAGGUUAGACAACAGAUCAGAGCCAACCCAUAUUGCUAUAAAGGGCGGCUUCGCUUGAAAACAGCCUAUGAACUUAUGAGGGUCAGCACGGAGCUUGAGCAGAGACUUCAAGAGGUUUCGGUUCCAUUUAUAGUCCUCCAUGGUGAUGAUGAUAGAGUGACAGACAAAUCAGUGAGCAAACUACUUUAUGAUGUGGCAUCCAGCACAGACAAGACGUUCAAGUUGUAUCCAAACAUGUGGCACGGUCUACUCUAUGGAGAGACACCAGAAAACUCGGACAUUGUGUUUUCAGACAUCAUCAGUUGGUUGGAAGAGAGAUCGACCUUAGGAAAUUCAAGGUUGGAGAGGGAGCAAAAGCAUGAAAAUGACGAUUUCGGUUUAUCAAAAGACUAAACAAAUGCCAGAAAAUUACUAGGGCGGCUGGAUGGCAAUGAAAUGAACAAAUAGUCAAGAGAAGAAAAUUAAUCUGCAGUGAAAAAUGCAUUGAUUAUGAGAUUGAUAUGGUUGAGUUGGCUGGGCUGUGGGAAGUGGCUGCAGAACUAGAAUUGGCAGUGGAGGUGGAAGAGGAAUCCAUUUGAGAGAUGAAAAAGAAAGAAAGAAAGAAAAUAAUCUCUGUUUGUGUAUGUUCUGCCUUACCACUAUGAUGUUGAAGUGCUUUUGUAUAAUAAACGCAUCUGUUACAAUCGAUAAGUGCGAGAUCUAUCUUGUAUUUGAAAUGAAGGAGAUUAAUUAUUAUUUUUUACAAUAUAAUUUACAGUAUUUUGGACGUCA
This is a messenger RNA of Corylus avellana, 1442 nucleotides long. RefSeq names its product caffeoylshikimate esterase. NCBI's taxonomy places the organism in Eukaryota, Viridiplantae, Streptophyta, Magnoliopsida, Fagales, Betulaceae. The record is from RefSeq and is a predicted model, not a curated record.